Messenger RNA from Ostreococcus tauri, 300 nucleotides. Its product is annotated as unnamed product. Bases 1 to 300 code for a protein of 99 amino acids. The transcript has a single exon. The record is from RefSeq and is a predicted model, not a curated record. NCBI's taxonomy places the organism in Eukaryota, Viridiplantae, Chlorophyta, Mamiellophyceae, Mamiellales, Bathycoccaceae.
AUGCGCUCCACCGGUCCGUCGACGAAGCGAACGAGCUCGGCGUGGAAUACCGAGAGUGAGCUCCGAUGGCGACCGAUGGUGGGAAUCGUGAUAUGCGCGUGCGCGUGCGCGAUGCACGGGUAUCUCACGCUGGCGGUGAUCGGGGCGUUCACUCCGGAGACGUACUCGACGGGAUGGACGGGGGUGGAUAACGCGCUGCGGGACGACCUCGCGCGUUCGGCGUUGCCGACGCUGAUACCGGGAACGAUUGCGUUCGUGUACUUUAAUUGGCUCGCGGCGAGGUUCUUCGAGCACACGUAG